AUGUCUUCAAAUUCCCGAGAUGUCUGUAUUGUUGGUGUUGCAAGGACACCAAUCGGUGGUUUCCUUGGUUCCCUUUCAUCUCUUUCAGCCACACAUCUAGCCUCACUCGCUAUUAAAGCUGCUCUCAACAGAGCCAAUGUUGAUCCAUCACUUGUGCAAGAAGUCUUUUUUGGGAAUGUUCUUAGUGCUAAUUUAGGUCAGGCUCCUGCUAGACAGGCUGCAUUAGCUGCUGGAAUACCCACUUCUGUUGUCUGCACUACUAUUAAUAAGGUUUGCUCAUCAGGGAUGAAAGCUGCCAUGCUUGCCGCGCAAACAAUUCAGUUGGGUUCCAAUGAUGUUGUUGUGGUUGGCGGUAUGGAAAGCAUGUCAAAUGCACCUAAAUACAUUGUCGAGGCAAGGAAGGGAUCUCGGUUAGGACAUGAUACUAUCAUUGAUGGUAUGCUCAAAGAUGGCCUUUGGGAUGUCUAUAAUGACUUCGGCAUGGGAGUUUGCGCAGAACUCUGUGCAGAUCAGCAUUCCAUAACUAGAGAUGAGCAGGAUGCUUAUGCCAUUCAAAGCUUUGAGAGAGGAAUAUCUGCACAAAAGUCUGGUCAUUUUGCUUGGGAGAUAAUUCCGGUUGAAAUUUCCAAUGGAAGAGGAAAGCCUUCCACACUAGUAGAUAAAGAUGAAGGUUUGGGGAAGUUUGAUGCUGCAAAGUUAAGGAAGCUUGGACCAAACUUUAAAAAGGUUGGGGGUACGGUCACCGCUGGCAAUGCAUCUAGCAUAAGUGAUGGUGCGGCUGCAUUAGUGCUAGUGAGCGAAGAGAAGGCACGUGAGCUUGGUUUGCACGUAAUUGCAAAGAUAAAAGGAUUUGCAGAUGCAGCUCAGGCACCCGAAUUAUUUACAACUGCUCCUUCACUUGCAAUACCUAAAGCUCUAUCAAAUGCUGGUCUGAAGGCUUCUCAAAUUGAUUAUUAUGAAAUAAACGAAGCCUUUUCAGUUGUGGCUCUUGCAAAUCAGAAGCUUCUCAGUCUUGAUCCUAAAAAAGUUAAUGCACAUGGAGGUGCUGUAUCAUUGGGACAUCCAUUGGGUUGCAGCGGAGCUCGCAUCUUAGUUACAUUAUUAGGGGUAUUGAGACAUAAGGGUGGAAAGUAUGGUGUUGGUGCCAUCUGCAACGGGGGAGGAGGCGCAUCUGCUCUAGUCGUUGAGCUCAUGCAAGGCGGCACUUGGAGACGUUCGUCAUUGUAA
Molecule: messenger RNA, 1227 nt
Organism: Lathyrus sativus (Indian pea)
Lineage: Eukaryota; Viridiplantae; Streptophyta; Magnoliopsida; Fabales; Fabaceae
Source: the annotation of a GenBank genome assembly